GCUCGGCCCCCCUGCCCACCUUCGCCCGGCUCACCGGCGCGCUUCUCCUUUCUAACUCGGCAGAAGAAGCCUGCGACGAAAGGCGGCAAAAUAAUGAAGCAGGUCCUCAAGUUCACUCUGGACUGCACCCACCCCGUGGAAGAUGGCAUCAUGGAUGCAGCCAACUUCGAGCAGUUCUUGCAGGAACGCAUCAAAGUGAAUGGAAAAGCUGGCAAUCUGGGUGGAGGUGUGGUGACCAUUGAGAGAAGCAAGAGCAAAAUCACUGUAACUUCAGAGGUUCCAUUUUCCAAGAGAUAUCUGAAAUACCUUACUAAAAAAUAUCUGAAGAAGAACAACUUGCGUGACUGGCUGCGUGUAGUUGCCAAUAGCAAGGAAAGCUAUGAAUUGCGAUACUUCCAGAUUAACCAGGAUGAAGAGGAAGAGGAAGAGGAGGACUAAGUGCACAUGGAUCUGGAAAUAUUUUGUACAUUAAAUUUCCUUCAAUAAAAUGUGGGGAAAAAAUGUUAA
Molecule: messenger RNA, 507 nt
Organism: Pelodiscus sinensis (Chinese soft-shelled turtle)
Lineage: Eukaryota; Metazoa; Chordata; Testudines; Trionychidae
Source: RefSeq, a predicted model, not a curated record